Messenger RNA from Melampsora larici-populina 98AG31, 1848 nucleotides. RefSeq lists its product as uncharacterized. The record is from RefSeq and is a predicted model, not a curated record. NCBI's taxonomy places the organism in Eukaryota, Fungi, Basidiomycota, Pucciniomycetes, Pucciniales, Melampsoraceae. The coding region runs from base 1 to 1848 and encodes 615 amino acids. The transcript is spliced from 3 exons.
AUGCUUGACCUGUCAAUCUUCUCCCGCAAGACCAACACCGGUAUUAGAGAAGCUGCAUUGGAUUGGUAUCAAGCAACAACUCUAGCAGACCGCAAACGUCUGUUUGACCAGAAUGGGGUCCGCUACUCACCUUUACUGGAACUUCCUUACCUACUUCCAAUUAGCCAUGUGGUAGUUGAACCAAUGCACAACAUCUUUCUUGGAAUCUUGAGGUAUCACGGACAGGCCUUGAUGGGGCUGAAAAUUGACAAGAAAGCAAUGGCAAUUGAUUAUGAUAAUGAUUCAGAAUCUGAAGAUGAAGACAAAUUAGAUAUGAAUGAUAUACAAGAGGAGUUGGAUGCGGAACUGGAAGAGCUGAAGAUCAGACCUGACAUCGACUUGAAUCUUGAAGAUUACCACCACCAUUUGAAUCAUACUGCCUCAAAUGGUGGGACCCAGACCAAGAAAGGCUCUGACAACCACGAGCAUUAUGAUAGUGACAAAGAAGACGACUUGGACUACUGUGCAACAGGACUCCAGCAUGAAAAGGAUGGUUCAAGCAGCUUGUCCUCCAAACAAAUAGAAGAUUUGCCUCUUCUGUUCACUGAUAAACAUACGUUCAAUACCGAGGACAGUGGGCAAGCUUGUGGAGGAAAAUUGAAGGCUGAUGAGUGGGCUAAUUUGUUUACAGUCAUCUUGAUCCCAGUUCUGGAGAAAGUCUACACUGAAGCAACCAAUAACACUAAGACUUGUCUGCUUCACAACUUUUUCCAUCUUGUCAGUGCAGCCAAUUCGAUUUGUAGCCCUGUAACGAAUCAACAACAUGUGAACUCUUUGAAGAUGCAUAUUCAGUCAUACCGAGCAAAUCUGCACCAGCUUUUUCCUCAAAUGCAUUCAAGACCCAAUCAUCACAUGGCUUUGCACAUCCCAGAGGCAAUGGCGCGCUUUGGACCCGCUUCAGUGUGGACAAUGUGGGUACAUGAACGUACAAAUGGGGUCCUUUGCAUGAUACCCAACAAUCAUCAGAUUUGUAAGCACUUUCUCAAUGCAGAAACACAUUACACAGCUACUAAUUACAUUUUAUCUCAAAUGUAUUUUACAGGGGCUUUGGAUCUCACACUACUAAGACGCUUUGUGACUUCCGCUAAUCUGAAUAGUCAACUCCCCAAAUUUAGUGAAAAGCUUCCUGAACCUCUGAAAACUUCUAUCUUUGAUUUCUUGGGGCCUACAAAUGCUAAUGGCUCCCAUCAUGAUUAUUCCGAUAACCCUAAGUGGCCACCGGCUAGUCAGAAACUUGUACACUUAGGUCAGCGGGUUUGUGCAAAGCUUAUAUCAAGACUACAGAAGGUUGAAAAACUCUCAAUUCACAUUGGGAACUCUGGUGUGCAAGCCAACAAAGUUGUUAUACCACCUUUGGUGUUGCCAAUGAAUUCUUUCAAAUAUCAAGGAAGAGACUAUUCAGCAAUGGUACUACCAAGUAUUGUGUCUUACAAGCCAACAGUGCCUGUAGCAAAAUCCUAUGGCUCUAUCCGUCAGAUAUUCACCAUAGCAUACGGAGAACGCUCUUCUCGGGUACGAGAAACAUGGCUUGAAGUUCAACCGUUCAGAGAGCUGACAGAUUUGGAUAAACCUCCCAACCCCUACGCAGGAUGGCCAAAUGUCAAAACCAAAUUAGCAUAUAUGCACAAAGCUGGUGACACAGAUUGUGCUUCAAGGGAUUCUGCUAGCUGGCACAUCAUAAAAUGCUCCAAAAUAAUUAGUCACAGCUCUCUCUAUGUAGCACCUGGGGGGUCAUUCAGUAUACAACAGGCAACUGCCAUCCUCACCGAACUUGCGAAUCACACAAGGUACUCAUACCCAAAAAUUUGA